AUGAUGCGCGUUUUCGCGUGGAUCGACGGGCGAAUCACGUUAAGACUCUGUCUGCCGAUUGAUUUCGAUAAAAAACAAAAGAGUUCACUCUUGCCUCAUAGAGUCGAUUCGACGAAUGGCGAUAAUCCGGGAAUCGCUGUCGCUAGAGAUUUCGCGAGUCUGGCUCGUGCUAGGGAAAAUAAUGGGAAAAUACAUCGUGAAGAUUGGUUCGACAUUGCCGCUUCAUUGGAUUUACCCGAAGAGUUAACGCUGGCAUUGUUCUCGGUGGCGAAAAGUUCGCAUAAAGAGCGCGAGGUUCAAAUCUCGGCCCUCACCGUGUCUCUUCUUUUACUUGGCGUCGAGGAAUUCUAUCGAAAUCUUGAAGAAUAUCAGAUUGAAACCCCAUUCACUGACCGCAAUCGAUCCACUGUCAUCUUUGAGUUCAUCAAAAAUAAUUUAAAAGAAAUUCUCGAAGUUUUACACAUUUCGGCAACAGGGAAUGAGCCGUUUGAUCGAAUUUUUAUGCCACCUUUCUCAAACUCGUUGAGCUUCUUGGAUGCUUUAUUUGAGGGACUCGUGGAUAUGGAUAAAUCCGACUCGGAUCCUCAACUCUUCGAUAUUCCAUUACCCUUCUCAAAAGUUGCAACUCAAGCUUGGAAAAAUGAUAGAAAGAUUUCCUAUGAUACAUUGGUUGAAAGACUCAGUUUAUGUCUUUGUGUUGAUCCAUUUGCCAUCGAUGAUGUUACAAUUGAAAAGCCUUUAUGCUCUCUGGUUGCCUCGAAGAAAACGUCGCUUGGAGCCGGCUCGAGGCGGAAAGUUUUUGUAAGCGAUUGGAAUAGAAUUGAGGUUCUCCGUCGUGGAGUUUAUCGAGACGCUCACCUCCGACUCACAAACACUCGCGCACGAGCCUCGCGUAUCAUUCAACCGUGGAGGUCGCAGAGCGUGAUUGUCGACAGUGUCACUGGGUGUUCAUCGCUUGUUCUGGGACCUGUUUCCGGUAAUGUUCUACUCAAAAACCUCAACAAUUGCACGAUUGCUGUAGCGUGUGCUCAACUUUCUCUACAAGAUUGCCACCAGGUCGAAAUCUACUGUUUAACAUUGAAAUCCCCAAUAUUGCGAUCAUCCACAAAUGUCUAUAUUGGACCCUACAAUACUUAUUACACGGGUAUUCUCACCGAAUUCGCCGAGGCUAAACUUGAUUUCGCUCAAAAUGAAGUGCCAAAAACACCGAUUUUGUUGGACAACGAGUGCUCAUUUUCAUUCAUUUCUUCAAAAGAUUUCUACGUGGAACCGCUUCCAAUUGAACAAGAUGAAGAGUCACAAGAAGCUCAAACAUUUUUCUCUCAUCUACCCCCACUCUUCGAGUCGUCAUGGGUGGAAAACUUUGAGAGUACCCAAAUCAAUUCGAUGUUGAGCGUGGCAAAUCGACUCCUCUACUGUUGUCGAUGCGGAUAUUUGGCGAUUCCCUCGUCUUCUACCCGAAGCUUAUGCACGACGCGGCCCUCAUUUCGAUCCGUUCUCCAAUCAACGUCAAAAGUCCAGUUUACUAAAAGAAAGUUUUCAACGGUCGACACAAAACGAGCCUCAAAGAAGUUAACACAAACGACAUGGAAGGAAUUGAAAGCAAUCUUCUCUCUUGCUGCACCUUACAAAGGACGUAUUUUGCUUGGUCUCUCGUUUCUCGGCGUCUCGAGCUCGGUGUUUCUUUUGACGCCUCGUGUUCUUGGCAAGCUCAUCGACGAGCACGAUGAGACAAAGAAAGGAAAUUCGGAAGGCGAUCUAACACUACGAUUUGCACGAUUCUUCAAGGACAAUCCUAUUGCACUCAUCGCUGCAUUAGCUGCCGGGGCAGCCGCCAUCGUUGCUCGUGUCUAUUGUAUGCACACAGCAGGUCAACUUAUUAUUAACGAUCUGCGCAAAGCUGUCUUUCGUUCAAUUCUUCGUCAAGAUAUGACUUUCUUUGAUCGGAAUAGGGUUGGAGAGAUGGUUUCUCGACUUUCGACGGAUGCUUUAAUUGUUGGCUACGCGGUUUCGAUGAAUCUCAGCGAUGGAGCAAGAGCUCUACUUACUUGCCUUGGCUCGGGAUCGCUUAUGGUUUACACAUCACCUGCUUUAUGCAAAAUGAUGGUUCUCGUCAUUCCGCUCGUUGUCGGGAUUUUCGCCGUUUUUGGACGCCUUCAAAGGAAAUACACUCUACAAAUGCAAGAAGCUGUCGCUGGGGCUAAUCAGGUAGCUACUGAAAGAUUGGGAGCCGUGAAGACAGUCCGAAUGCUGGUGGCCGAGAACAAAGAAGAGGGAGCUUAUGGAAACAAAAUACAAGACAUUUGGAUGAUCAGUCGACGUGAGGGUAUUGCCAAGGGAAGUAUGUAUGGAACGUUCCAAUUCACUGGCUACAUGAGCAUGUCAGCCGUUUUGUUCUAUGGAAGCACUCUUAUACAACAAGGGUUACUUACGUAUGGUGAUCUCUCGUCGUUUUGCCUUUAUGCAAUUCUUUGUGCUUCAUCGUUGUCCAACAUGAGUGGAUUUUUCACGGAAAUCAUGAAGGGAUUGGGAGCUUCAUCGAGACUCUUCGAGUUGAAAGAUGCGCGUCCGGCGAUCCCUCUGCACGGCGGAGUACUCAAGGACGGAGUUCAACAACAUAUUCGCUUUGAAGAUGUUUCUUUUGGUUACCCGGAUCGGGACGAACUCUUUCACGGACUCAGCUUCACGAUACCCGCAGGAAAGGUCACAGCUAUUGUUGGACCAUCUGGAAGUGGAAAAAGUUCAAUUGCCAGUUUAUUGUUGAGGUUAUAUGAUCCAUCGAAUGGACGAAUCAUCAUUGAUGAUGUGGAUUUGAAAGAAAUCGAUCCGUCGCAUUGGCGUCGACAAAUUGGAACCGUUGGACAGGAGCCCGUACUCUUCUCGACGACAAUUAGAGAAAAUAUUGCAUACGGGGCAGAGAAUCCUGACGAGAUCACCGAUGAACAAAUUCACAAGGCUGCAAUGGCUUCAAAUGCGAUGAACUUUGUCAACGAGUUCCCCAAAAAGUUCAAUACGAUUGUGGGAGAAGGCGGGGGAAUGUUGAGUGGUGGACAAAAACAAAGAAUAGCUAUUGCAAGGGCUUUGCUCAAUAACCCAAAGUUGAUGUUGUUGGAUGAAGCCACAUCGGCAUUGGAUGCGGGAAGUGAGCUUCUCGUGCGCACUUCGCUACAAAAGUUGAUCCAAGAGAAGAAUAGGACAGUGCUUGUCAUUGCUCACAGGUUAUCGACGAUUCGAAAAGCCGAUCAAAUUGUGGUGAUUGAAAAAGGAAGUGUGGCUGAAUGUGGUACUUACGACGAGUUGAUGCGAAUUGAAGACGGCUUCUUCAAAAAGCUCGUCGAAAAGCAACACAUUGGACUAACGGAUGAGACUUUU
Molecule: messenger RNA, 3372 nt
Organism: Mesorhabditis belari
Lineage: Eukaryota; Metazoa; Nematoda; Chromadorea; Rhabditida; Rhabditidae
Source: the annotation of a GenBank genome assembly